This is a messenger RNA of Salvia miltiorrhiza (redroot sage), 2657 nucleotides long. RefSeq lists its product as uncharacterized. NCBI's taxonomy places the organism in Eukaryota, Viridiplantae, Streptophyta, Magnoliopsida, Lamiales, Lamiaceae. Gene Ontology annotation, molecular function: nucleic acid binding; zinc ion binding. The transcript is spliced from 4 exons. The coding region runs from base 1488 to 2591 and encodes 367 amino acids. The record is from RefSeq and is a predicted model, not a curated record.
UAAAUAUACGUAUUUAAUUUAUACACGAAUAAUGAGCAGAAGCCAGUAUUUGAUUGCAAAAACGCGAUUAAAUAUACAGAAUCAAUCAAGAAGACAACCAAAUCAAUUAGCAAAAGCAAAAGUUUUUUUUUUCCAAUCAAUUAAAGUUUACACGCCUUUACUCCACCAAACUUCCCACCUACUCCAUCAGCUACCCACCACCCUUUGCUCCCCACCAUAUUCGAUUCUUUAAGGCUAUCAUCAGCCCUUUUACUCAUUCCUUAGUUCUUCAACAACCAAAGGAAUGAGAGAUUUCAUUUACUGCUGCCAAACUUCGAACAUCUAUCUCCUCAUUAAAUUCAAUGGCAACAAACAGCCACCAACAACAAGCAAUUACAGGUCAAGCGCGAGAGUAAGAACUACACAAGGAGUUAGAGCACCUUAGCAAAACUUUGCUAUCAGGUUGAGUUGUGAUGGGCGAUGAAGUGUUGCUGAGUGGAGUUUUUGUUGAACUUAAAGAAGGCUCAGAAAGGAUACAUGUCUUCAUACAUGUAUCUCAGUUAUGCAUUCCGCUGUAAACACUGAUUAUUUCAAUUACACCUUCCGUUGCAAACUCUGAUAAUGUUUUAGCCAAGCCCCUAACGAUGCCUUUUUCCUUUUAAGGAAUAUAACGCGUAUACAAGUUCUUUGAGUACCCUUUUUAUGCGAACUAUGCCUUUUUCCUUUUUAAGGAAUAUUUCACGCGUAUCCAAGCUCUUUGAGUAUUCUUUUAUGCACCCCUUUCUAAACCCGCUUCUUAAUUUCCCUUCCCCAGUCAUGGUUUUCCCGGAUUAAUUAUCCUUAAUUAAGGCCGGUCGUGACAGAGUGGUAUCAGAGCAGUUCGUUUGCUCUGAGCCUAAGAGUUUAUUUAAGCCAAACUUAGAAUGGAUCACUAAAGUGUCUAUAAUUCAAUCGACAAAGCUCAGCACUUCAUCGUAUCACACUCAACGAAGCAGAAUGGUAUGCUCUUCCAAGUUUUGAGUUAAUGUUUACAAAAAGUGAAAAUUAUCGUAAUAGCAAAGUGAGUAACUGUUAAUAACUAUGUUAUGUUGUUAUUGAAUGAAAUGAUUUACGCAAGCGCGAUUAAGUAUGCCUAUGGAAUGAAUCCCUAUGAACAUAGAGCUAUUAAGAUAUGAGAUCACCACUACUACAGAACAUAGAAGCAAACAUAGAAGAAAUUAGAUUGUAUCUUUUGGUGGCUAUAGUGAAGGCAGCAAGAUAAGUGAUGCGUAUAGAAUAAUUUUUAAGCUCAUGAUUUUAUAGCCGCUAUAAAUCUCCAUGACUUAUGCCUAAGUAUCCAGUUUAGAUGAUGAGAUAUUAUAUGCUUAAGAAUUGAUAUGACUCAUGGAAAUGAGAUGCUAAGGACCCUUAAAGCUUACUACAUCAAUGUUGUCAUUGGAGUUAUGACUUGUUUACAAGUUAGAAUAAGUUAACCUGUACAAGAAUUCUUUUGAGGCUUGUAUUAGAUUAUGCUAGAGUCUACUAAUUGGCACAUCUUUGCUACCAGAAUGCCGCCUAAGAGAGGACGCCCUGUGAGAAACAAUAACAAUCGCAGAAAUCGUAACGUUGUACCCGAAGAACCACAAGAUGCUCGAGGACAUAACCCACUCCCUUCGCCCCCAACUAGGAGAGUCGAAGAACUCUUUUUAAGGCAAAACCCACCUACGUUUGACGGAACGAGUGAACCGGCUGAAGCUGAGAUUUGGUUGCGUGCAAUGGAACGCAUUUUCAACUUUCUACGUUGUACUGAUGAGGAGCGUCUAUCUUGCGUCUCAUUCCAGCUAACAGGAUCAGCUGAUUUCUGGUGGGAAGCACGACGAAAAAUUUUGACACCUGAACAAUGGGCAAGUUAUACUUGGGAAGAUUUUAAGACAGGAUUAUAUGAUAAAUAUAUUCCGAAAAGCUAUAGGAAGAAGAAAGAAGCUGAGUUCUACGAGUUAAAGCAAGGAAAGAAAUCUGUGGUUGAAUACGACAAAGAAUUCUGCAACCUGUCUAGGUUUGCUCCGCAACAAGUGGACACAGAGGAGAAGAUGGCAGAGAAAUUUUGUGCCGGACUGCGGUACGAAAUUAAGAUGGCUCUAGCAAGCCACGGAGGACUCUCAUACACGGAGUCUCUGAACAGGGCACUUGACAUUGAAGCUGCAAUGCCGUCAGACAAGUCAGCCCCACCGUUGAUCUCAACGCCAAAUGAUCAACCAGUAGCCUCACAUACUCUCAAAGGGAAGCGCAAGUGGGACAACAACGAAGACAAUAUCAAUCAGACUAAUAAGCAAGUAUGGCAAGAAUAUGAACGGGCCGAACAGUUUAUUCAACCAAGGUACGAGGCACAGACUAACCUCGAGCCAACUGGGGAUAGCCAAGGUCAGAGAGGAAUUUCACCUUUCCCAAAUUGCGGUAAGAUGCAUAGGAGUGUUUGUCGAGCUGGGACUAACGGUUGUUACAAUUGUGGCCAAAAAGGUCACUACUCCACGCAAUGCCCCAACAGACAACGAGGUUCAUCAAUUGAGAACACCCAUACCCCCUUGCCAGCAAUACGUGGACACUUGCGAAAUCAGCCUCAAUCACAUCAGUGAAAAUCUUAUGGAGACACCGCAGACAAGAGAAGCUACGCGGGAACUUGAAGACAAGAUGAAGGAAAA